This is a messenger RNA of Pocillopora meandrina, 720 nucleotides long. NCBI's taxonomy places the organism in Eukaryota, Metazoa, Cnidaria, Anthozoa, Scleractinia, Pocilloporidae. The record is from the annotation of a GenBank genome assembly.
AUGUCCUUAGCAAUGCUGAAAGAUCCCAACCACACAAUUACAGAGAAUGGUGUUCAUUGCUCAAAUUCAGACUGCGUACUCCCAAUGUGCAUCAACUCAAAGCUUGGUAGCCUUAUCAAGAAAAGCACUGACUGCAAAAGAGCCGAAAAUUCUAAGGCAACUACGGAUACGAGCCUGAAAAAUGCAGCUGACUGUAAAAUGAACAGCGUCGCCGAAAAUGGAGAUAUGGAGCAAUGGUGGAGAGACCUUCAAAGCUUGGGGAUUCUGGAUCAGUUUCCCAGUAACACCCACACUGACCGGUCAUUCCUCUAUGAACAAAAUGAUUCUUCUCCCAGUCAGUUAGGCGCAAUACUAAGACCAUGUUUCAGCCAAGGGAUCCGAGUGCUUGGAAAUCAAACACAACCUUGUAUACAACAGGUGCAUCCAGGCUCUUCUACUGUCCCCAAUCUACCUUUCUUUGGUGAUGGACUCUACCAAGACACACAAACGGUGGUAACAAACCCCUUAAUUCAGUCUGGAAUUGCCAAACAUGAAGCAUACCCACUGAAUGACUCUGAUGCAUCCAGGUCUGCCAAGUCUGGAAAGUUGUUUGAGAUUCUCUCCUUGAUCUUUCAGGCUCUUGAGGGCCCUCAUACAGCAAAUCUUGAGGAGCACUAUGCAUCUGCGUUACAGAAGGCCCUUCAUGAAAUUCAAGCGGUUAAGAGUCUGUGUCAUCAUUAG